Molecule: messenger RNA, 1848 nt
Organism: Bathycoccus prasinos
Lineage: Eukaryota; Viridiplantae; Chlorophyta; Mamiellophyceae; Mamiellales; Bathycoccaceae
Product: SET domain-containing protein-like (ISS)
Exons: 1
Coding region: 1-1848 (615 amino acids)
Biological process (GO): peptidyl-lysine monomethylation
Molecular function (GO): protein-lysine N-methyltransferase activity
Source: RefSeq, a predicted model, not a curated record
AUGUUUUUCAAGCGGCUCUUGCUCAUAAAAAACCACAACUACACCUCCAACGACGGCAAGAAAGCGUUGCUGUUGUUCUCGUCGUUGUUUCUUCAUGGAAAAAGGAGCAGCAAUAGCAUCAGCAACGCCGCUUAUCGGGGGUGUUCUUCUUCGAAAUCAUUCUCAACGGUUUCCCCAAACAACGCGGGGAAAAGUUCUUCUGAACAGCAUCGUCGUUUCCUCGGGGGCGGGUUAGCGGCGUUAGGGGGCGCGCUCGCCUAUUAUUCGUUACCGACGAGUGACGAGAACGACGAGAACGAUCGUCUCGCGAAAGAUCCGAGAGACGAUAGAUCGAGUUUAACGCCGCACGAAAAGGUUGCCAAAUUGCACCAUUUUCUGGGCGACGAGAAUAGAAUUUUAGCGCACGCGAAACCGCUCAAAUCGGCAGAUGCUCCCGUUCAUUUUGGUCUCUUUAGCGACGGCGAGAUAUCGAGGAAAGAAAAACGACGUUCGGUGAGAAAAGAGUCCGGGGAAACGAUCGUUUUGAACGUCCCGGAUGCGUACAUCGUCUCCGCGUCCACGGCGGCGAGCGACGAAGAUUUGGGCGAGACGUUUACGAAGAUGUUGGACGAGAACAAAAUCAACACUCGACAAGCGACGCAGAUGUUUGUUUUAGCGCAGAGAAGAUUGAAAAGCGAGAGCGGGUGGAAAGCGUACGUGGAUUUUUUACCGAGGAGGAUGGAUUUAGUGCCAAUGUUUUGGACGGAACGAGAGAUUGAGAGAGGAUUGAAAGGGACGGUGUUGUACGAGAUGGUGAAGACGCAGAAGGCGAGAUUGAAGGAAGAAUACGAAACUGUGGUGAAGGACGCGUUCGAUGCGAACGUGUUGCCAAAACUGAAAGAGAUCAUACCGUCCUCGUCUUCGAGUGUUUUUGUGAGUUUGUUCGGGGGAAACGCCAACGAUACUUCUCCGCUUUCUUUUGAGGAAUUUUUGUGGGCGAAGGCUUUGUUCUGGACGCGAGCGCUGACCAUUCCUAUCGAAAACGGUCGAGUCAUUGUCGAAGCGUUAGUCCCUCUGGUGGAUGCGUGUAAUCACUCCACGAAGAAACCAAACGCGCGGUAUCAACUCUCGAACGAUUUGAAAUCCGUGGAGUUACGCGUGCCUUCCAAAAUUGAAGACAAUAUGACCAGCGAAGACGAGAUUAAAAUAACCUACGGCGUUGAAAAUUUAGAGCGAGCUUUUUUCACGUACGGAUUCGUCGACGAGGACGUGAUGAGCACGAUUUUACCGUUCGUUUGGAGCGACGACGAAGAUACGAAAACGUACUCGAGUUGCUUAGAUUUGAAACGGUUACCGAAAAUCGUUCAGUUAGAUUUGGAAAACGCUAAAAAAGGUGCGAGCGCGUUCUCCGGCGAUCCCGAGGUGAGAGAGGCGUUGCGGAUUUUAGGCAUGCAAGGCGAACAGUUGGCGAUGGAGCUGAGAGCGUUAUUAGGGGUUAAAGAAACGUUAGCGUUGACACCUGCGGAGAGAAUUUCUAAGCAAGAACGCGCGAAUCAACGGAAAAAAGGAAGAUUGUUUUCUUCGUUUGGGAGGAGUAAAAAAAAUACCGUCGACGCGGAUGAAAUCGUCACCGACCAUCGACGUUUGGAAAAUAGAGGAUUGAAACGUGCCAUUGAAACGGCUUUGAAACAUUUAGAUGAAACCGACGAAUCGGAAGAAAAAAUAGGCAGCAAAGAAGAAAACAACAAGGAAAAAGGAGAUCCGACGACGUCCGCGCGACGAAUGGAAGAGGCGAAACGGUACCGAAAGAAAGUCAGAGAGAUUUUACAAUCCUACUUAGAGGCGUCGUCGAAGCAUUGGAAGCUGUAG